GACAAAAAGACAAAGGGUUGCUUUCACACUGCCUGUCAGUGUUUAUUACAUUUUCGUACUCUUACAUUGAUUUUAAGCAAAAAGGAAUGGUCAUCGUAAUUGGAAAAAAGAAUCAGUAAUUCAUUUCGUAGUAUGAAUAUUUAUAUACUUGCAUACGUUUUAAGGAAUAAGGACUAUCAAACAAGGUGUCCAAGGGCUUUCUGACACGUGGUGGACCAGAGAUUUACCUGCAACACCAUCCAGCUCCAUCCAUUGCCUUCAGAUAGGAUAAGCUCAGUCUGAAACAACAGCGACCAUGGGUCUGUGUGUAUCCCUUAGAGAAAAUGAAGCUCAUUGUCAUGCUCAGUCUGAAACAACAGCGACCAUGGGUCUGUGUGUAUCCCUUAGAGAAAAUGAAGCUCAUUGUCAUGCUCAGUCUGAAACAACAGCGACCAUGGGUCUGUGUGUAUCCCUUAGAGAAAAUGAAGCUCAUUGUCAUGAGGAUGAGUGUGAUGACCUAACGAGGAUAACAAGUAUCAUGGAAAGGAUCAUGAACAAGAACCAACAGUUCCUUGUUAUGAAACCUAAUGGCUCCUUGAAGUUUCAGUACAUGAUUGGCCCUUCAGAUAAUGGCCGCUUCUUGUUCCAGAUGUACUGCAACAAUUAUGAAGGCACACCCCUGGGACACGCCAUUACACUCCAAGUUGACCUGAACAACCAGAAAUAUGUUCUGUGUUGUUCUGGAGAAGGAAUGGAGAAAAAUAUUUGUGCAAAACAACAGGAUGCUCCCCUGCCACAUAUAAUUGAGGACUCCAGACAUGAAGCUGUGUUCUUCUUACAGAAGCUCAGGCCAGCAGGGAAAUUUAAGAUAGAAUCUGCAAAGUGGCCAAACUGGUAUUUGAGCUUCAAAGGUGCCUCUGAACCCAAACUUGUUCUAAGUGAAGUCACUGAUGGUGUUGUCAAUGAAAAUAUUGAGUUUCGCAUAAGACCACCCUAGUGUAUGUGUCUGAUUCAGGUGAUGGAUGCUUGCCUCCUGCAAUCUAGCAAUAUAAAUUUGAGUAAGGUUAAAUCUCUCAGCAAUGUCACAUGUUGGCGAUAUCAAAAGUCUUUUUCAAUUUCACCCUUUAUAUUGUAUACCCUUAAGACUUUGUCCACCUGUAGACACAAUUUCUGUCUGCAGAAAUACGCUGUUAAAGUCAAGGAGUCCAGAAGGCAUUGUUUGGGAUUGAACCAGUCGGUUUCUUAGCCUUCCAGCUGAACAGGCUAUGUUGAAUGGGAAUUGAACUUUUUCCCCAUAAAGCACAGCUCCAUUUUCUGCUGUAAGCUUAAAAUCACUAUUUUCCCACACAAUUCCUCAGCCAUAAUUGCAUAAAGAUGUCUGAACACAUGAUGAAAAUUUUUACCUGUAAGUCAUUCUGAAGUGAAAACUUAAUUAAUAAGUUUUGAAAAGCCUAACUAAUCCAAAAGGGCAAUUAGAAACAUCCUAUUGUAGUAGGUAAUUGGUUGAAUUAAAAUACUAAAAUACAGUAAGGAACAGGAAUUAUUAGUCAUAAAUAUUCCUUAUUCAAUUUUAAACCCCUACUAGCCUGGGCUACCUUACAACUGUCUGUUCCAAUUCCCAUGCAGUUCUCUGGCUAGUGGUUUAGAUUGCAGGUUUAAACAUGUGCAGGUUUGGUUGUAACUAUCCCAUCAUGUCAAAAGUUGGCACAUUUCUCCAAUGUGAAAACCGCUCAUUCAAGUGCCUUCAAGGGAAAACAGGGAAUCAUUGAUUGAUUAAAAAUGAAGGCAUCACUGCCAAUAUGAAUACA
Messenger RNA from Conger conger (European conger), 1787 nucleotides. RefSeq names its product interleukin-1 beta-like. Gene Ontology annotation, molecular function: cytokine activity. The transcript has 7 exons. The record is from RefSeq and is a predicted model, not a curated record. The coding region runs from base 296 to 976 and encodes 226 amino acids. Gene Ontology annotation, biological process: inflammatory response; immune response. Lineage: Eukaryota; Metazoa; Chordata; Actinopteri; Anguilliformes; Congridae.